CCGGCGCGAAACGUGUCCGUAGUCCGUAGCAUACGUAGGUCCGCACCGACUUUUAUAUUUUCGUGUAUCGUAAAUAUAUAAUGAUAAAAUAUGAAUCCUGACCUAAUUAUAUUCUAUAUCGGUUUUUUAGCUACUUUAUUGUGUGUGUAAUAUAGUUACUAUGCCAAACAAUCUACAAAAAUACAAGAUGCGUAAAGACGUUUAAUUCAGUGCCGAAUUUACUAUAGAGCGCUUGUAAAAAUGGGCUCUAUCGUGUUAAAAAGUUUAUCCAUCCUUUUAGGGAUAUUCUUUAUAUUCGUUGGUAUAACGAAAUUGACACCAUUUAUUUCUAAGGAAUUACACAAAGAUUUGCGAAAAGAAUACGUCAGGUACGCUAAAGUUUUCCCGCUAUCGGAGACUUUAGAUUUCAAGUUACCAUCAAAAUGGUACAGAAGAACCGUAGGAGGACUAGAAAUAUUAUUUGGCUUAGCACUGGCAAUUAUACCAAGUCAUAAGGUGAAAAAUGCGGCGAAUAUAGGCCUAGUGCUGCUAAUGAUUUUAGCCGCGUACUCACAUGUCAUGGUGGGUGAUCCGUUCGAUCGGUGUGCGCCAGCAUUGGUGUUCUUCUUCAUGCUUAGUGGGAGACUUGUUGUUUGGUACCAAACAAGUCGUCGGGAAGAACUAGAGAAGACGGCAGCUACACAGAAUGGAAACGGCCUCAAACGAGAAUAAGCAAUAAUAGUGAUUAAGACUCACAGACAUAGAUAAACUUUUCUUUUGGAAUAUGUUUCUCUGAAAUAUGUCCGAAUUUAAUGUAUUACGUUAGCAUACAAGUAUUUGGAAGGUAAAUUUCAAACUUAGGGUAUAGAUUUUUUUACCAAAAUGUUUCAUAUUAAAUAUGUAGACUACUUUAGUAGUCUAGAUAUGAUUGCACAUAUAUUUCAGUGAACGAAUGUUCAAAAUAAAUUAUUUGAUCCAUAAAUAAUGUUAUUCAAUAUCGAUUAAACGCCUGUUUUAAUAAGUAUACAGUACUUUUAUAAAUUCAUACAAUUUUAUAAUUAUAGAAUCUAGGCACAUAUGUAUAUAAAAACGUACACUUCUAUCGAUAGAAUUACACUAUUUGUAACGAUUUUAUAUUAAAAAAUAACACAUUACUGUGAUUUUACUAGUCAGCUUAUAAAUCAACACUUAUUUAUUUUACAUUAGACGGCUUGUAUGUUAUAUGUUUGAAAAUCGAUUUAGGCGCGUAACAUCUGGUUCUAAUCUAUAAUUAGAAUAGCUAUGAACCAAAUAAAAUACCGAUUUAGAGUAUAUGCCGUGUGUACGCGCCUCGUGAGAACGCGGAACUUACCUAAAGUGAUAUUAAUUUAAGCGACACGUGCUAGGUUCAUUUUGUAUGUGGUGUGUAAUGUGCAUAAUUGUAAGUCCAUGAUUAACUGUCAUUGUAUAUUGGUAGGUUUAGAUUCUUUAGGGGUAUAAACUUAUAUAUAAGCACUUUCAAAUAUAUUGAAUAUCUUUUGUAGCACUAUAUUUGACAGUACAAUAUACCCCUUAUGCACAAAUUAGAUAAAAAUGCAUUGUAAAAUUGUGGUGAAUAUUAUUUGCUCAAAAUUACGUAUAAAAUUUACCGAUUAAUGGCUUAUUUUGUUAAUUAACAAUAUUCAUUAAUCAUAGUACGAUAAUGCAGGGGUACCCAAAACCGUGUGUUGCCACAAUUAAAAUAUUGUGUUUCAUUAUUUGUAUAGCCUGCAAACUGGUACGACCAAACGUAAAGUUUGGGAACCUCUGCAUAACUGCAUUGCACAAGUAUCUCAUCUCAAUUUAAGAUAUUGCAAAGACGAUAUUGUAAG
Messenger RNA from Achroia grisella, 1829 nucleotides. Its product is annotated as novel acetylcholine receptor chaperone. Gene Ontology annotation, cellular component: endoplasmic reticulum. Gene Ontology annotation, biological process: chaperone-mediated protein complex assembly; positive regulation of protein localization to cell surface. NCBI's taxonomy places the organism in Eukaryota, Metazoa, Arthropoda, Insecta, Lepidoptera, Pyralidae. The coding region runs from base 241 to 711 and encodes 156 amino acids. The transcript has 4 exons. The record is from RefSeq and is a predicted model, not a curated record.